UUACACAUUUUUUAUCGCCGAGCAGCGGCUCUGAUAAUAAAGUUGUCUGCAUGUGUUCGUACAUCAGACAGACAUAUCUGAAGUGGUAAGCGGGUCAAGAUUAUUUUCGAAUUUUCGCCGUGCGGCGUCUUGACUAUAUACUAGCCACAUAUACGAAACAUAUUUAAAUACGUAUUUAUUCAAAUAUAAUUGUUUGGCCGGGUGUAUCUUGAGGAUACCAAGUUCCAUCACAGCGUAUAAUGACGGUUCGAAUAGAUAACUUAUCUACUCCAUUAGGGAGGGCUUAAAAAGUAUAAACAGAAGCACAGGAAGGGGCAAUUUCGGGUCGAAACAGUUGAUGGUGCUUCUUCGUGGCUAUUGGUGGACAGCGCCACAGUCGCCGUCCACCUCCCACCACCCACCACCCACAGGCGCCUGCCCCGCCCUCCCGUUUGGGAACCCCCAACCGCUAGGCGAUUGGCAGCCGUCCACACGCUGCCACCUAUUAGGCUAUUAGAACAAUUGAAGAGUGUGUGGGAGGGCAUCUGGCUGGCACUGAAAAGUGUCUUGUUAGCUGCGCUGAUAAACUUGCGAAUUCUGAGUUUCGAAUUCAGCAGUUCUCUAUUAUUUUCCCACGCUCCUCUCCUCCAGCGACACUCAUGGAUAACUCCGCAGUACCAUAAAACAGAACCCGAGCUCCGGCCGAUUGUCAAAGUUGGCGAAAAAUAUAAAAAUAAUAAACAGCAGGAUUCCAUGGAAGCUACGUUCGUCUGGAGAGGGGUCUCUGUUUUCUCGAAUAUUCAGAUUGCCGGAUAAAGUGCAGAGGCAUCAAAACCAUCUCUCUGCUCUGCCCUCGCAGGUGGCCUAAGCUGCUGCUGGCAGCAGUCUGGUCAAGUAAACAAAAACGCUGAUCGGAGCUCGGCUGCGGACCCUUCUGAUCAAUCAGAUUGGAAUCUAACGCCAUUUUGUUCAUCAUUUUUGGCCAAAAUUCACCGUAGAGCUCAGUUGGCAUUUCUGAGACGGACUGCCCCUAGUGGUGUCGAAUGGCGCCCGUGACGCAACCAAGCCCCCCCUUAUUUAGAAACCUGAGCGGCAGCAUGGACGCCAUCGAAGACUCAAGAAAAGCAGUGCCCCGCUUGGGGAUGCGACACCUGCAGGCGGUUCUUCUCUUCAUCGGACUGGCCGCCAACACAAUCCUGCAGCUGAACGUGGGCGUGGCAGUGGUGGCCAUGACGAACACCACCACGGCCGGCGAUGGCGACGGCAGCGAGGGGGAGAACGAACGCGACAUCCCCCAAUACAACUGGACCGAGGUGCAAAAGUCCUACAUCCUGUCUAGCUUCUACUGGGGCUCUGCGCUGGCCCAGUUCCCCGCCGGCUACUUGUGCAAGCGGUUCGGCUCCAAGGCGGUCCUCUUCUGGGGAACGCUGGGGUCCUCGCUGCUGAGCGCCCUCACGCCCCACGGAGUCUACGCCGCCGGCUGGCAGGCGUUCUGCGCGAUCCGGCUGUUGCAGGGCCUGUGCCAGGUCACCUGGCCGUGCAUCCACCAGCACCUGGCCAACUGGUGUCCCGAAGCGGAGCGGACGCGCCUUGGUGCCUUCGCCUACACCGGGUUCGACUGCGGCAACGUGCUGGCCAUGUACGCGGCUGGCAUGAUAGCCAGCUCGCCCCUCGGCUGGCCCGGAAUCAGCUACUCGGCGGCCACCCUGGGUCUGGUGUGGUGCGUGCUCUGGCUGUUCCUGGGAGCCAGCAGAGUGACCGAGGCCCGAUGCAUAGGCGAGGUGGAGAAGUGCUACAUCCUCGGCGACCUGCAGCGGUCGGAGAGAAAGGAGCCGCGGUCCAAGAAGAUGCAAAUACCCUGGAGGGGAAUCUUCACGUCGGCUCCCGUGUAUGCCUUACUCUGUGCCCGGUGUGCUGACACUUGGGGCCUGUCCACCAUGCAGCAGGAGCUGCCGGCGUACUUGAGCGGCGUCCUCCGGCUGGACAUGCAAAGCAACGCUCUCUUCUCUGCCCUGCCCUUCCUCCUGAUGUGGGGCAUGUGCUACGUUUACUUGUUAAUUGCGGACGUGCUGCUCCAGAAGAAGUGGCUCGGCUUGACGGCGCUGAGGAAGACCUACACCUCUAUAGCGCUGUGGGCGCCAGCCUCCAUAAUGCUGGCCCUCGGCUUCGUAGGCGAGGGCCACCAGAACCUGGUCCUGCUCCUGAUAACUCUUAGCGUGGGCGUGAGCAGCGCCGCCACCAUCGGCACCGAGCUGAACACCAUCGACUUGUCCCCGAACUACGCUGGUAUCCUGGCGGGGAUCAUCACUAGCUUCACCAAUCUGGUGGCCCUACUGACGCCCCUGGUGGUCGGCGUGCUGGUGACCGAUUCCAGGGAGCGCGGUCAGUGGCAGGUGGUCUUCUGCCUGGUGGCCGGGGUGCUCUUUGCCGGCAACGUGAUCUUCCUGAUUUGGGGCACUGCUGUGACCCAGCCGUGGAACGAAGCGCCGGAGUUGAGGGGCGAACUGGAGCCGGAGGAGAAGCCGUUUCAGCUGCCCGCCCAGGAGGUGGCCGACAAUGGAAUAGGUUUAAGGAUAAAUUGUAAAAACCCCUGAGACUUACAAUUAAAACUCUUUUCAAAACUA
Molecule: messenger RNA, 2603 nt
Organism: Drosophila ananassae
Lineage: Eukaryota; Metazoa; Arthropoda; Insecta; Diptera; Drosophilidae
Product: putative inorganic phosphate cotransporter
Exons: 4
Coding region: 1023-2573 (516 amino acids)
Biological process (GO): monoatomic anion transport; transmembrane transport
Cellular component (GO): plasma membrane
Molecular function (GO): transmembrane transporter activity
Source: RefSeq, a predicted model, not a curated record